Schistocerca cancellata (South American locust) is the source of this 5091-nucleotide messenger RNA. Its product is annotated as mucin-19-like. The record is from RefSeq and is a predicted model, not a curated record. The coding region runs from base 1 to 5091 and encodes 1696 amino acids. NCBI's taxonomy places the organism in Eukaryota, Metazoa, Arthropoda, Insecta, Orthoptera, Acrididae. The transcript has 13 exons.
AUGCGUUCCCCGGCGCCACGCAGUGCUCGCGCCGCCCCCGGCGGCUCGGGCGCCGCCUCCACGGCCCCCGGCGCCGCCCCUGGGUCUGGAGCCGGCGGCUCGGCGGCAUCGGGAGGCGCUGCGACGCCGCCUCCGCCCCCAGCGUCUUCAUCCGCCGGCGCCGCUGCGUCCGCGGCGGCCGGAGGCGGCAAGAGGGGCCCAGGGGCGGCUCUGCCCCCACCGCCCCCCAGCAAAAAGAGGAAAGUGACUGUGGAGGCAGCUAAGAAGAAAGCAGCCGCCCCCGCGGUGCGGAAGCUGAUAGCCAAGGUGGCGGCCACCGCAGCCGCCAAGGGCGCCCGCAAGGCCAAGCCGCCCCCGCCGCCCCCGGCCAAGAGGCAGGACCGCCAGAGGACGGCGGCCGCCCCCAGCAAGCAGCAGCAGCAGUCCAAGAGCCCCACCAGGAAGCAGGCGCCGAAGAAGCAGGCCCCCGGGGUGAAGAAGCCAGCAAAGGCAGCGAAGGUGGUGUCGGCGGUGGCGCGCGCCAAGCCGGCGGCGGCCGCAGCGAAGCGCCCUGCGACGCCCGCGCCGCCGCUGCGCAGCAAGAAGCACCUGCUGCGCGCCGGCGCCGCCUCCGCGGCCACCCCGCGCCAGAGGGCGGUCGCCGCCGCCGCAGCCGCCGCCAAGAGGCGCGGCCCGCCGGCCAAGCGCGGCCCGGCCGGCGCCGCCGCCCCCGUCAGGAAGCCGCAGCAGCAGCAGCAGCAGGCUGCCAAGGCGGCCGCCAAGCCGGGCGGGCCCAAGAAGAAGAAGCAGGCGGCCGCUUCCAAGGAGGAGCCGCGGCCGGACGCUGCCGACCAGCACGCCCCCGAGGCGCCUCCGCCCCCGGAGGCCAAGCCUGCAGGGCCGGAAGUGGCCGCCCCCGCCACCGCCACCGCCACUGCCGUACCGGAACCGCCGCCGCGUUCUCCGGCUUCUCCCGCGUCGAGAAAAUCGCCAUCCAGUCCGCACCAGGCUGUUCUGGAAGGCUGCCCCGUACCCUCUGACGGAGCGGCUUCUCCCAAAUCGCCUCCCCUCUUUUUACCCCCGCCGGCCAGCCCCGGCGACAGUUCGAAGCCUAAAGGGAAGGACAGCUCUGAAGCGAGAACCAAUCAGACUGUCCCUUCUGGGAAAUCGGCUCCAAAAAACGCCGCCUCCGCUAAAGAUAGCGCCUCUAGAAUCGAAAAAGUCUCUUCCCUGUCCAAGACUUCGCCAGCAGACAAGGCCGCCCCACCGAAGUCGCCGGCUCCGGAGCGGUCUGCCCCGCAGAAGGGCUCCGGUGACAAACUGAGUUCUUCCUGCAAAGUCGCAGAGAAGAUUAGCAGUCAGUUGCGGAGCUCGACGCAAGACAAGACCAAAGUACCGCCCGCAGAGAAGUCGGGGAAGAGCUCCCCUUCGGACAAGCUGGGGACCAAAUCCCCCACGGCGGAUAAAACAGUGUCGCCUCGAGUGUCCCCGACGACAGGUGUCGCGUCCCCGAAAUCGCCAGCCGCUUCUUCCAACAGUCCACCUUCGCCGGCUAGCGACGCCGGCAGUAAGAACGCGAAAGAGCCGCCUCGCGAAGACCCCGCGAGGCGGUCCGCGGCUGCGGAGACGGGUGCGGCUCCGUCCUCGCCGUCCGGUGCCACCUCCGGCGACAAGUCGAGAGAGCAGCAGUGGGCAGACACCGUCCACCUUCCAGAGUCACCCAACAGGACCAAGAAGUCCGGCGAGAGUGACGCGAACGCGCCCAAGACCACGGCUACCGUGGCGACCAACACCUCACCGACGACCUCGAGGAAGUCCGCUAAGGAGUCCGCGGAGACUGUCGGCGGCAAGAGCAGCGGCGGGUCGUCGCCCAGGACGGUGGCCUCGGCGUCGACCAACACGGCGACUGGAAAGAGGUCGCCCAGAGAGGAGCCGACUGCCGCCACUGGCAAGUCGACGGCCAAUGCCGCCACCAACACGGUGCCGAAGAAGAAGUCCCUCUCGUCGGCGACGAGUGUGGCGGUGCUGGCGAAGAAGGUGAAGAGCCGCGCGGACGUGGGUCUGCUGGCGCGGCCGCAGCUGCCCGACACGGCGCCCUGCAUCCAGGAGCUGCUGCUCAUGGCCACGCAGGCCAUCAGCGCCUACACCGAGGGCGACGGCGAGGAGGAGGACGGCGCGGGCCGCGGCGACGCUGCCGCCAGGCGCGGCUCCAAGUCGUCGUCCAGUGAGGCCGGCGGCAGGCCCAAGAGGUCGGACAGCAGCGCCAGCGACGGGGAGAGGAAGAAGCAGAAGAAGAAGACCAGGAGGAAGAAGAUGCUGCUGCUCGCGUCCGACUCGAAGAACUCCGCCGGCGGAGUGGGCGGCAGUGCCGCCGCCGGCGCAGAGUCGCGUUCGCAGUCGUCCUCACCCACCGGCAGCCCCUUCGGGGGUCCCGGCGGCAGCUGCAGGCCCGCCUCCAAGAAGAGCGAGCUCAAGGACAAGAUCAUCGCCAAGAUGGUGGCCAAGAAGGCAGCGUCGCUGCUGGGCGCGGCGUUCGCCAGCAGCAUCAAGAAGGGCCGGCAGGAGGAGAGCGACGGCGCGCCGGAGCAGGCCGAGCCCCUGGAGUACUCCGUGGCUGCGUACCCCGUGGUGGAGGAGGCGGCGGCGGCGGGGGCGGGCCCCAAGUCGUCCUCACCUGCCCACACUGUGGACGCCAGCCCAGCCUCACUGGCAGCCGACCCUCAGUCUCCUGCAGAACCUGAGGACCGCAAGCCCACAGCUGCCGAGCUGGCCGCGGCCACGCCCUCGCCCGCGGACUCCGCCGUGGAGGCGUCUGCGGCGGCCCCCGGCGACCAGAAGGGCGGCGAGGCGGCCGGCAGCCAGCCGGAGGACGACUCCUCCACGUCGGACGAGAUCACGCUGGACCUGCUGCUGCUGCGCCAGCAGGAGUUCCGCCGCAACCAGCAGCAGCAGGAGGAGGCCGCCGACUCGGGCAGCACGACGCCCGCGCCCGCCACGCCCGCCGCCCCCGCGGCCGCCCCCGCCGCCGCCCCCGCCACGCCGGCCGCCGUCAAGACGGAGGCGGUCGCCACGUCCGACGAGGAGAGCCUCAAGACGCUCAAGACGCGCAUCCGCGAGAAGCUGGCCGCCGUCAGCGCCGCCGCCGCCGCCGCCGGCGCCGCCUCGUCGCCGUCUUCCGCCAACGACGAGUCCUCGGCGGCGUCCUCGCCCCUGGCUCUCCACGGCAGGAAGUCCGUCAAGAAGCUGGCUGCGGUGAAGAAGGAAGACCCGGAUGCCGCAAAGGCGCUCCCCAAGAAGGAAGGUGUUUCUUCAGACGACGGCGGCGCCGACGCAGAGGACGAAUACGCCGACUUCGGCGAUGACGACGACGACGUGGACGACGUCGCCACAGGCAGCUCCUCCAGCGCCGGCCGCGUCAAGCAGGUGAAGAAGAAGCGCCGCCUGCUGAAGAAGGCGAGCUCGACGGCGGCGUCGCGGCGCAAGCAGGCGCCGGCCGACAGCGGCAGCGACUCGGAGCAGCGCGCGCGCCGCAUCCGGCUGUUCGGCUUCUGGUCCGGGCCCAAGCGCCACCGCGUCGCCUCGCUCAACGCCCUCGCCAAGGUGCACUGCCUGUACGAGAACGAGAGCCGCAGCGCGCUGCUGGGGGUGUGCGCCCUGCCGUCCCCCGGCAGCGACGGCGGCCGCAGCGGAGGCGGCGGAGGCGGCGGCGGAGGCAAGUCGGCGCCCACGUCGGCGGCGUCUGCGGCGUCGCGGCGCUCGGCGGCGGCCGCCCCCAAGAAGGCGCCUCGCGCCGCGGCGCCCGUCCCGCCGUCCACGCGGACGCUGCGCUCGGUGCCCGGGCUGCGGCAGCCGGGCCGCCACUGGGACAUGCACAACGCCUCCUCCACCACCACCAGCACCUCCACCAGCUCCCCCAGCCCCAGCGGCGGCGAGUCCAGCUCGGGCGGCAACUCGUCGGCGGAGGAGAACGCCGGGGAGGCCCCCCGCGACGGCGGCUGCCCGCUGGCGGGCAAGAAGCGGGGGCUGCAGCGCCGCCCCCAGCAGCAGCCGGCCAGGGCGGACGCCCCCGCCGCCACCGCCCCCGACGCCGCCCAGGAGGAACCCCAGCAGCAAGCCAACUCCUCGGACGGGUCCGCCAGGUCGCCCACCGAGCAGGACAGCAAGAAGCCGAAGAAGGUGGUGCGGCGCAAGCGGAACCGCGGCGAGCUGACGAUGGACCUGAAGGACAUGGUGGUGCGCAAGCGCAUGGCCUCGCUGAACGCGUCCGCCAUCCUGGCCGCCAGCUACUCCGUCGAGAAGCGGCCGCCGCGGCUGCCCGCGCCCGACGGCCGCAAGAAGCAGUACCGGAAGCAGGCCAAGCACAAGGGCGGAGCGCAAGAGAAGGAGAAGAGCGCAGAAGACAGCGGCCCAGGGGAAGGAGAGGCCGCCCCCGCAGCCUCCUCCGCGGCGCCCACCGCCCCCUCGGCCCCCGUUCCCACAGACGAGGCCAGUACUGUGUGGUCCAUCGGCGCGUGCGAGUUGGGAGUGCGCUGGGGGGAACGUUUUGCCACUACGGGCGCCGUGCAGCGCGGCUCCACAGUAGUAGCAGAGGUGGCGAUGAUCCAGCUGAACCAGGACACGGACGUGUGCAUCACGGGCGUCUACGUGAACAGCACGACGCGCUCGACGCGCCACGAGGGCUACUGCAGCAUCGCCGGCAUGCAGUACCGCAUCUCCAGCACCAGCCACACGCAGUCGGAGGCCACCACGGUCGCCACCGAGACGACGCUCCAGGUGCACGCCUCGGACCACGUGGUGUCGCCGCUGCGGCGCUCGCACUACGGGCAGCACGCGGCGCCGCCCCCCGCCCCCCAGCCGCCGGCGUCGCAGCAGCACGGGCACGGCCCCCAGCCCCCGCACGGCUACCAGCAGCCCGGCUGCGGCUCCGGCGCCUCCGCCUUCUCCGCGCCGCCCUCCUACGGCCCGCCGCCCCCGCACCACCACCAGCAGCCGCAGCCGCAGGACUACAUGCACGGUGAGUACCGCCUCCGCCUCCGCACUCUCACUCUGUCCGGCGAGGGACCGGCCUUCAACCUAAAGGUGAAACGUAACUGCCGUCCACAAGACGCGUAG